Molecule: messenger RNA, 373 nt
Organism: Plectropomus leopardus (leopard coralgrouper)
Lineage: Eukaryota; Metazoa; Chordata; Actinopteri; Perciformes; Serranidae
Source: RefSeq, a predicted model, not a curated record
UCUGUGUCUGCAGUGCUCGGUGAGCUGCGGUGUAGGUGAACAGACCAGAGAGGUCACCUGCGUCGGUUCAGGAGGAAUGAGGCUGGAGGAAGCCGCCUGCAGCGCUCUGCUCCGCCCGACUGCCGCCCGCCGCUGUGAGAUGGCGGCCUGCCUGAGACAGAUCAGCUGGCACGUUGGAGACUGGGGACUGUGCUCUAAGAGCUGUGGCUCCGGCUCACGAGAGCGACAGGUGAUCUGCUCAGACCAGGACAGGAACCUGUACCCUGUGAGGGAAUGUAACGCCAACCCCAAACCCGCCACAAUGGAGCGCUGCAACACCCAGUCCUGCUACAGCCCACAGGGUGAGCACACGCAACACGAGCUCCUAAAUUAG